This is a messenger RNA of Nothoprocta perdicaria, 3748 nucleotides long. RefSeq names its product poly(ADP-ribose) polymerase 1 (gene PARP1). NCBI's taxonomy places the organism in Eukaryota, Metazoa, Chordata, Aves, Tinamiformes, Tinamidae. Bases 77 to 3112 code for a protein of 1011 amino acids. The record is from RefSeq and is a predicted model, not a curated record. The transcript is spliced from 23 exons. Gene Ontology annotation, molecular function: NAD binding; zinc ion binding; DNA binding. Gene Ontology annotation, cellular component: nucleus.
CGCGGGGGGAGCGCGCGGCGGCCGUUGGCGGCGGCCGUUGGCGGCGGCGGUUGGAGCGGGUGCCGUGGCGGCGGCGAUGGCGGAGCCGUCGGAGAAGCUGUACCGGGCCGAGUACGCCAAGAGCGGGCGCGCCUCCUGCAAGAAGUGCGGCGAGAGCAUCGCCAAGGACUCGCUGCGCCUCGCGCUCAUGGUGCAGUCGCCUAUGUUUGAUGGCAAAGUCCCACACUGGCAUCACUACAGCUGCUUCUGGAAGCGGGCUCGAAUCGUGUCCCACGCAGACAUUGACGGCUUCCCUGAGCUCCGAUGGGAAGAUCAGGAGAAAAUCAAGAAAGCCAUUGAAACUGGAGGGCCUGGAGGAGGAAAAGGAGGAGACCAGGAAGGAGGUGGCAAGGCUGAGAAGAGCUUAAAUGACUUUGCUGCAGAAUAUGCCAAGUCUAACAGAAGUACUUGCAAAGGCUGUGAACAGAAAAUAGAAAAGGGCCAGAUCCGAAUCUCCAAGAAGAUGGUGCAUCCAGAAAAGCCCCAGUUGGGAAUGAUAGAUAACUGGUACCACCCAGACUGUUUCGUGAGCCGCCGAGCGGAGCUGGGCUUCCUCCCAGCGUACGGGGCUGCUCAGCUCCUGGGCUUUGGGAUUUUGAAAGCUGAGGACAAAGAAACUCUGAAGAAGCAGCUUCCAGCUACUAAGAGUGAAGGAAAGAGAAAAGGAGAAGAGGUUGAUGGAAAUGUGACUGUGAAAAAGAAGCAGAAAAAAGAAAAAGAGAAAGAAUCAAAGCAGGAGAGAAUGCUGAAGGAGCAGACAGAGCUGAUUUGGGGCAUCAAGGAUGAGCUGAGGAAGGUCUGCUCCACUAAUGACCUCAAAGAGCUGCUGAUCGCCAACAAGCAGGAAGUACCUUCCGGGGAGAAUGCCAUUUUGGACCGAGUAGCAGAUGGGAUGGCCUUUGGAGCUCUGCUUCCGUGCGAGGAGUGUAAGGGGCAGUUUGUAUUCAAGAGUGAUGCAUAUUAUUGUUCAGGGGAUAUCACUGCCUGGACUAAAUGUGUUGCUAAAACACAGACGCCCAACAGGAAAGACUGGGUGAUCCCAAAGGACUUUCGGGAAAUUCCCUAUCUCAAGAAAUUUAAGUGUAAAAAGCAGGAUAGGAUAUUCCCUCCAGAGGCUGCAGCUGCGAAUUCUGUUCCUCCUCCUUCUGUGUCUGCUCCUAUGGCAGAGACCGUGUCUGCACCCACAGAUAAACCACUGACAAACAUGAAGAUCUUGGUUCUCGGGAAGCUGUCCAAAACCAAGGAUGAGGUGAAGAGCAUUGUGGAGGACCUGGGAGGAAAGAUGACUGGAAGCGCUAACAAGGCCACCUUGUGCAUCAGCACACAGAAGGAUGUGGAGAAAAUGAGCAAGAAGAUGGAAGAAGUGAAGGAGGCCAAAGUCCGUGUGGUUUCAGAGGAGUUUCUUCAGGAUGUGAAAUCCUCCAGCAAGGGCUUCCAGGAGCUUCUGUCUCUCCAUGCACUUUCACCUUGGGGUGCAGAGGUGAAAAUGGAGCACCAGGAGGUAUCUGUGGAUGGGAAGUGCUCCAAGCCAUCGAAUAUGAAGAGUGCUGGGAAAGUCAAAGAAGAGCAAGGUCCUAGCAAGUCUGAAAAGAAAAUGAAGCUAACAGUUAAGGGUGGAGCAGCAGUAGAUCCUGAUUCUGGUUUGGAGGAUUCUGCUCAUGUCUUUGAAAAAGGUGGAAAGAUUUUCAGUGCAACCCUUGGGCUAGUAGAUAUUGUGAAAGGAACAAAUUCUUACUAUAAACUGCAACUGCUAGAGGAUGACAGAGAGAGCAGAUACUGGGUGUUCAGAUCUUGGGGUCGCGUGGGCACUGUGAUUGGGAGUAACAAGCUGGAGCAGAUGCCAUCAAAAGAGGACGCCGUUGAGCACUUUCUAAACUUGUACGAAGAGAAAACGGGCAAUUCUUGGCAUUCAAAGAACUUCACUAAAUAUCCCAAAAAAUUUUACCCACUGGAAAUUGAUUAUGGACAGGAUGAAGAAGCUGUGAAGAAACUGACAGUGGGUGCUGGGACUAAAUCCAAACUUGCAAAGCCGAUCCAGGAGCUUAUUAAGAUGAUCUUUGAUGUGGAGAGCAUGAAGAAAGCAAUGGUGGAAUUUGAGAUUGACCUGCAGAAGAUGCCACUGGGAAAACUGAGCAAGCGGCAGAUCCAGAGCGCGUACUCCAUCCUUAACGAGGUCCAGCAGGCAGUUUCUGACAGUGGUUCCGAAUCCCAGAUCUUGGACCUCUCCAACCGCUUCUAUACCCUGAUCCCUCAUGACUUUGGGAUGAAGAAACCACCUCUCCUAAAUAAUUUAGAAUACAUUCAGGCUAAAGUGCAGAUGUUGGACAACCUGCUUGACAUUGAGGUUGCCUAUAGCCUUCUCAGAGGUGGCAAUGAAGAUGGAGAUAAGGACCCGAUUGACAUCAACUACGAAAAGCUCCGAACUGAUAUUAAGGUGGUUGACAAAGAUUCAGAAGAAGCCAAGAUUAUAAAACAAUAUGUGAAAAAUACACAUGCUGCUACUCACAAUGCAUAUGACCUCAAAGUUGUGGAUAUCUUCAGGAUUGAACGUGAAGGAGAGAGUCAGCGGUACAAGCCAUUUAAGCAGCUUCAUAAUCGCCAGCUGCUGUGGCACGGAUCCCGCACGACCAACUUUGCCGGAAUCCUCUCCCAGGGUCUCCGGAUAGCUCCUCCUGAAGCUCCUGUGACCGGCUACAUGUUUGGGAAGGGCAUCUAUUUUGCAGACAUGGUAUCCAAGAGCGCAAACUACUGUCACACAUCUCAGGCUGAUCCCAUAGGCCUAAUACUACUGGGUGAAGUUGCCCUUGGAAAUAUGUAUGAGCUAAAGAAUGCCUCUCACAUAACCAAGUUGCCAAAGGGAAAGCACAGUGUGAAAGGCCUGGGCAAAACUGCACCUGAUCCCACAGCCACUACCACCCUGGAUGGUGUAGAGGUUCCCUUAGGGAAUGGGAUUUCAACAGGAAUUAAUGAUACCUGUCUUCUGUAUAAUGAAUAUAUUGUGUAUGAUGUCGCUCAGGUAAACCUGAAGUACCUGCUGAAACUGAAAUUCAACUAUAAGACAUCACUCUGGUGAACAAUAUUUAGAAGCCCUGUUAGAGUUAUACUGUAGUUACACUAUAGCGUUGACUUCUGACAUGCUUAAGCAUUGACUUCUCUUAUCAAGAUAUCAAAACAGCUAAACUGCAGAAAAGGUUACUAAAUCCUAUUUAGUACAACUCUCAGUGAAAGUUUUGUAUAAAUGUGUGACAACACAUGGAACUGAAUUCUGAUGGAAUGAGUACCUUGUUUUGUUUUAUAUCACUUCUAGUUUGGGGGCUAUCAAGUGUUUUCUUUUAAUUGACCAAACUGACCGAAAAACUCGAGCUUGUGUUUUUAGCCAGAGGUGGGUAAUAGCAGGAGGAGGAACUUCAGGAUAUUUGCAGAUACCUGCUCUGUUAUAGUUCCCUCUUGUUUAAGAUACCCUUUUUCAUUUUUCAUUUGGAAUAAAUGUUAAAUGUGCAUUUAUUUUGAGGUAAAAAUAAAAGCUAAUUUCAUACUAACAGCUUUAUGUUUCAAAACUUCCAAAUUGUUUUGAUUUUUAAGUCAUAAUUUAAAUGUAUUUGGAAUGGUUUUAAGCAUGCCAUCUCUUUCUAAAGAUCAGAUGCCAAACGUUGCAAUCUGUAGCCACAUUUCAUCAAGUCAUGGUGAAAUGAGAAUUUGGACUUUUCCA